Knipowitschia caucasica is the source of this 1443-nucleotide messenger RNA. The record is from the annotation of a GenBank genome assembly. Lineage: Eukaryota; Metazoa; Chordata; Actinopteri; Gobiiformes; Gobiidae.
AUGUCUCUGGUGUCCUUGUCCCUCCCCUCUGCACCUGCCCCCCUGCUGACUGUCCUGCACAAGCUGCUCCCCACACUGCCCCCUACUGUUCUGCAAGUGGACGUGCCCCCCGUGGACCGAGAAGCCUCCGUGCUGUCCGGUUACCGCCGCCUGGGCCUGUCCCGCAGACACUACGCCCUCAGCCUGUUCCAGAUGCACAACCACACGGUGAGGGUGUGGUGCCCCCUGCUGGCGGCUGCGGCUCUGGUGAUUCGCUUCCUCUUCUUCGUGGUUCUCCAAGCUGGGGGUGUGGUGGGGGUGCGGCUGUGGUCUCCAGAGGGGGCAGGUGUCUCCGUCGACCCGGGAUCCGCUCCUCUGCUGCUGUAUGUUCUAUCUGUGGUCUUCAGUCUGGGCAGCAGUGCGGCCUUCCUCCUCCUCCAUCCUCACUCCAGACCUCUGCGCUCCGCCCUGAGCCUCCUGGACUCUGUGGGGCGAGGGCUGCACCUGGCCGGACCUGCUCUGGCCCUGAGCGUCUACAGCUCCGACACUCACUGGAGAGACAGCGCUGUGGGUCAGCUGUACCUUCCCACUGCUUCUGUCCUGUCGUGGUUGUGUUGUGCCGCUGGCUGCUGUGUGGAGGUGUCCCGUCCCUGUGCUCAGCUCUUCCCCCGCAGGCUGCUGCUGGGGGGGUCUGUAGCUUUGGCCUUCCUCUUGGGCAUCACCCCCAUGGCCCAAAGACUCUACACGUGCUCCUGGACCAGCAGCCCUGCCUUGUACCUGCACGCCUUCCAGUUGCUGCUGUUGCUCCUCGCAGCCUGGUUCUUCCUCUGCCCCGUGCCAGAGCUCUUGGCCCCGGGCCGCUUCGACCUCUGGGGCCACAGUCUGCAGCUCGCUCAGGCGCUGCUCUCACUCUCCGCCGUGUGCCAGCAGGAGGCGCUGUUGCAGGACUUCAGUAUGCGGAGGGCGGGGCUGUUGAGGAGGCUGGAUGCAGAGGAGAGUUUGCUGUGGGCCUGCGCAGGAUUCACCGCGGUCCCUCUGAGCUGCUCCAUCACCGCGCUCACUGCUCUGAAGUCACCUGAGCCCUCUCCCCAUUGGUUGAAACGACAGUCCUCCAUAAACACCUUGUCUGGUUAUGACAAAAGGAGAGACUGUGAGAGGAUCGACCUGGAGCCUGUGAUGGGGCUGGAGCUGGACCUCACCUGGUGUACCAUGGGGCUGGUGCUGCUGGUGCUGGCCGUGCUGCUCUCUGCUCUGUGCACCCACUGCGGCAGGCACUCGUUUGAGCUGCGAGACACGACUCCAGAGAAGGGUCCGUCUGCUCUGAUCAAAGUGGUGAAGCUGGAGGAGGCCGGAGAACACACAUCGGCCAACAAGGACGGCACAGAUGGACGGGCUUACAACAUCCCACCAUGGAGGAGCCACCUGGGGUCUGGAACAGGUCCUGGUCCAUCUUCACACUGUUAA